This is a messenger RNA of Argentina anserina (silverweed cinquefoil), 714 nucleotides long. RefSeq lists its product as uncharacterized. Gene Ontology annotation, biological process: root development; shoot system development. NCBI's taxonomy places the organism in Eukaryota, Viridiplantae, Streptophyta, Magnoliopsida, Rosales, Rosaceae. The transcript has a single exon. The record is from RefSeq and is a predicted model, not a curated record. Bases 1 to 714 code for a protein of 237 amino acids.
AUGGCUGGCCCGAACUUUGAAGCUCUGAGAAACCUGCACAACUCUGCCAAUGAUCUUCUCCACUCUCCUCUCAUCCAGCAAGCUCUGGUCCGCAACAGUCAAGAGAAAUGGGUUCAUGAAGUCUCAGAAGCCUCUCUUAAACUGUUGGACGUGUGCAGCAUUUCGAAAGAUGUUCUUUUUCUCGUAAAAGAGCAUCUCCAGGACCUUCAGUUCACGUUACGUAGAGUGAACAGCUCCGGAGAAGAAGAUAUAGGGAGCAAAAUGACGGCCUACAAUGUUUAUCGGAACAAGUUGAAGAAGGAGACCCUCAAGUGCUUGGAUUCUUUGAAAUGUCGCCGUCCGAUGAAGAGCAAGUCCUCCAUUGUUAGCUUGGAACUUUUCCCUAUAGACCAGAACCUCACGGUAGUUGUGGAUGUGCUAAGGCAAGUGAGGGUCACCACAGUUUCAAUUGUGGAGACUCUGCUGUCCCUCAUAUCCAUUCCUUGGCUCGAUGAAAAAUCAAGUAGAAGUUGCACUGCUUCUUUCAUGUCCAAGUUCAUUUGUGGAAGGAGCCAAAAAGUACAUGACCUAUGCGAUGCAACCGCGCUUCAGAGUGCGAAUACAAGGUUGGAUGCUGUGGAGAUCGCCAUUCAAGAUCUUCAAGUUGAGUUAGAGUGCAUGUUCAGACGCUUAAUAGACACCAGAGUUGCCCUACUCAACAUCCUUACCAACUAG